Messenger RNA from Plasmodium vivax (malaria parasite P. vivax), 4304 nucleotides. RefSeq names its product serine/threonine protein kinase, putative. The transcript is spliced from 2 exons. Lineage: Eukaryota; Apicomplexa; Aconoidasida; Haemosporida; Plasmodiidae. The record is from RefSeq and is a predicted model, not a curated record. Bases 57 to 4304 code for a protein of 1415 amino acids. Gene Ontology annotation, biological process: protein phosphorylation; intracellular signal transduction. Gene Ontology annotation, molecular function: ATP binding; protein serine/threonine kinase activity.
CCGGGUAACCAACAAACGGGAUAUACUACGCCGUAAUCUUGUGAAAGGCCUAAAGGAUGAUAGAGACAACGGGGAAGGUCGAGUAUAGCAAGUCGAAGACGAUCCCCUGUGAUGGCAGCAAUGAUGAUGAUGAGGAGGAGGCUAAUAAUUACCUGCCCUUGAAGUAUGAGAAGACGCUGGACUUGGAGAAGGGGAAUGAGUUGAGUGGCACGCAACAAUCAGGUGAGCUGGCCAGCUCCCCGAAGGGGGCCAAAUCGAAGGGUGUGAAGGGCGACGCAGCGGUAGAGCCUCCCAAGAUGGGCACCCUUGAUGAAGGCACUAUGGAGACAACCAGUGGAGGAGGCACCCCUUUCGAUCUGAACGUCAGCAUGGGUAUGAAAAAAGCGUUGCAUGGGGAUGCUCCUGCAAAUUCGAGUCAAGCGGGAAAUGGAGGACUCCCCCAGAUUUUGGACCACUUGGAGGAAGAGACAGACAACAUGUACAGCAGGAAGGUCGCCAGUACGAAGUAUUACGGCACGGGUAGCAGCGGGGAGAGUAGGGAUAACGAAGAGAGCGGUUAUCCGAAGGGGUUCUCCUCCCCUGUGCAGGGAAAAAAAGGCGAAGGUGCUUCCCCCUACGGGGUUGACGCAGAUGGGGUGAAGCACAGCAUGGCGGAGGCGUCAAAAGCGUCAAAAGGGGGUCUGCCCGAGGAUACCUAUACAACAAAUUGCAGCAACUUGGCAGAAGGGGAGAAGGACAUGUUCGCGAAGAUGAUGGAAGAGCAGGCGAAGAAGAGUAGCAUUAAUGGUGGCCAUAAGAAUGGCGAAAAAGAAAGCAACCCCUUCUGCAUGACCACCGGAAAGUUUUCAAAGCAGGGUGAGGGCAGCACGGAUUAUAACAACGCGUAUGUGCAUGGAAGGGAAGACAACAGUAGGGAAGUCGCGUCGUGCCACCAGACCGAUGGUGAGAAGGAAUGUUUGGCCAACUGCCCCGAUGCGCUGAUGGGGGGGAAGUGGAACGAGGGUCUACAUGUAGGUGGCCACCUCUAUGCAGACCACCAUCCCCAGGACGAGGACAAGUGCAGCACGGAAGACGUGGUCUACAUGGGGAUGCAAACGAGUGGAAGCAAAGCACAGCAGUGUGAAGGGGAGAGCAAAAACUCUCCAUACGUAAAGAAGGAAGACUUAAAAACGAUUGCAUGUCAGCAGGACAUUUUCAACGAUACUGAAAAUGCGAAUGAUAGCACGACGGAAUGCUCCUCGUCUGUGAAGGAUAUUCCCCAAUUGGUUACAAACCAUCCGGGGGUCUAUGCGAAUAGGGUAGGUGAGAAGGAGGUCGUCUCCAUCACCUCUGGGUAUUUUGCCUCCUACACGGAUGGUAAAACUUUUGAGUGCAAAAAUUCUUCGGCAGCGAAAGGACCCCACUCGGAAAAGGAAAAGGAGUCAAUAAUUUGCGACGACUUGGGGUUCGGCCCUGUUGUGAGUAACGCCGCAAACAAUGGUGAAGCGAAGGUGGAGGGAGAGAAAAACGCGUUUGCUGAGGCCGCUCAGAUUGCUGAGGUUGGCGGUGAGCCGAGCAACGGUGCGGUAGGUCGCUACUUAGCAGCAGGCCAUACUAAUAAGGCCCUUUGCGCGCCGGGCGUUAGUGACGCUGCUGUGGAGAAGAAGUGCGUGGUGAGUGAGAAGAGGGGGCAGGGCGGCCCGAUUAGCAUCCAGGUUAGCCCCCCUACUAGCGGCACUAAUAUUAACAAUGGGAGUCGAAAUUUCAACAGCAGCAAGAGGGACUCCCUCCACGGGGAAGCUCGCUCCCCAAACGAGGCGCUGUACAAGAAGAAGAGCUUGUACCCUGGGAAGGAGGUAGACAGCAUGAAGAAGAAGAACGAAACGACGCUGCGAAAGAGCCAACUGAUGGAGUACCCCCAAAAUGAAAAUGAAGAAUCUUUGGAGGAGUAUUUUAAAAGCACAAUUCCGGAGAACAUUCUGAGGAAUAUAAAAUAUGAGAAUCCGUCGAACACGUAUAAUGACAUGCUUAGCAACAAUGGCCAUUACGAUUUAACUAGCGAAUUGAGGAACAGCAAUCCAACGAGCACUUAUUAUGCGUCCGGGCGUGGUAGAGACAUGGGAGAGAAGAAAAGCGCUGAGGUGGUGAACAACUCGGGGGUGGCGUCCCCGGGCAUGAAUCUUAGAAGCAGAGCAGCAGGAGGGGCGGCCUCGGCUGCAGUUGCGCCGGGGGCGGCAGUUGCGACCGCGGCGCCUGUUGCGGGGGGGACGACCGUCGGGGGGAGAGAUGCAUACCAUGUGCAAGCAGACAAAGGAGUGGACGCCCGGGAGGACCCCCAGGCGGCGCGCAAGCAGAACAACGGCGGUUACAGCUACAUGGGGAGCGGCUACAUGGGGAGCGGCUACAAUGGGGGGGGCUACACCGGAAGCGGCUACAACGCAAGCGGCUACAACGCAAGCGGCUACAACGCAAGCGGCUACAACGGCUACUACAGUGUGGAGAAGGACCCCGGAAUGGCCACGAGAAACACGCGAGUUUGCAACGAGCCGGAAUCGAAUUACGCCUCGGGGAAGAGGUACUACUUGUUGCCGCCCAAAAAAUGUGACGCCGUGAAGGAGCAGAAGAACCAGAUGUUGAUGAUUUCGAAGCAGAAAAUUAAGAAAAUUUGGAACAAGUUUAAGAACGGCGCGUCUAAGGAGCAGAACCUCAUUCCGACGUUCGAGAACGAGCACAAUUUGUUCCCCAACAUGGAGGUUCUGCACGGGCAGAAGGUGCACGCGCAGAUAGGCGGUACGCAAAUGAACGCCCCGAUGAACGCGUCGUUAAACGCGCCGAUGAACGCUCAGAUAAACGCGUCGCUAAACGCCCAGCUGGGGGUGCCGAUGCACCCGCAGGUGACGCCUCCUCUGCACGGGCAGUUACCGGGGCAGCUUCCGGGGCAGAUGCACAGCGAGUUCUACGGCGUGUCGGGCCCCUUCCAAACGUGCAGCCAAGGAGCAGUUGGCAUCGGCGCCGGCGUGGGGGCGGGCCCGUUGAUGAGUCCCUUCAAGGAAUGCAUUAACAAGCCGAUUCGCCGAGGCAGCAACGUGAUCGAGAAGCAAAUAAAGGCGAAGUGCAUUUUCAACUGGAAGUUGGCGCAGAAGUCUCUGCUCAAAAUGUUGCAUAGCGCACACAACUACUACUUUAACGGGGUGGAAUACGCAGACUGGCAAUUGACAUGCAUCCCGACGUUGGGUUUUUCCAAAUCGAGUAACCGCGUGCAGCAGAUGUAUAAAGCAGUGAUUCCCUCGAAGGAUGCGAACAGUAAGAAUGAGGUGAAGCUGUUCUUGAAGAAGGUGCCUAUAUACAUAUGGAUCAAGCAGUACAACCUGAUGAGUGAGUACGAUGGAGAGUACGUAACCGAUGGGGAGAAUUUCGUGAUGGAGGCGACUUCUUUAGCAUUCCUGAAUGAGUACCACCCAGGGAUAACCCCCAAGUUGCAUCGCAUUUUAUACGAGCCAGAUGGCAAGCAACCAAAUGAGUGCAAUAUCCCCCCCAAAUCCAUGUUCAACAGUUUAACUCUAUUUAAUGACAUUCUAACGGAGCGAUUAAAGUGCAAUAUAAGUGGCAAUAUUGUCAUCGUCUCGGAGUUCUUCAGUGAGGACAUCUUAGAUUUCAUUGACCGUAGACAGAAGAAGCUAAACAUGAAGAUUAAUAAUAAUGAAAAGAGCUACAUACUCUACCAAUGUUUGAAGUUGCUAAUAAGAUUGCACGAUGCGGGGUUAUCUCACUUAGAUUUGACGCCAGAAAAUAUUUUAAUUUCGGACAAUUAUGAGAUGCGUCUGUGUGAUUUGUCUAAGAGUACUCCCAUAUAUACGUAUAAUUUGAGACACAUAAAGGAUGUGAAUCGGCUGUACCUGUUUGAGUCUUGCGAGCCUACCAUUGCCAAGGGGGCUUACAUGCCUCCCGAGUGCUGGAAGAUCUACUGGAAAUACGACACGAUGAAGAUUAAGAACCCGCUAAAAGAUUUGAAGAACAUCACCGAUCAGGAGAAGCGCAAGCAGUUUUACUUCGACGUCUCUAGCGCGGACAAGUUCAUGCUGGGGGUGUUCUUCUUCUGGAUCUGGACCAACGGGAACUUGUGGAAGUGCUCCGACCCCCUGCAGGACGAGGACUUCUUCUACUUCGUCAAGUGCGACAUGAACUUCGACAAGUUCGAGUUGACUCGCAAGUGGCCGACCGACUUGAAGAACAUCAUCAAGCAACUGCUACACGUGGAGCACCGGAAGAAGCUGAACCUGAAGGACCUGAGCAUGCACCCCUGGUGGUCCUGCAAGCUGCAGUGA